GAGUUGAUGGUGUCAUUUGAUGGUGGAUGGCAGAAGAGGGGAUCAGGGCGUUCUUUUUCAAGUUUAUCUGGUCAUGCAGCAAUGAUAGGUAGAGAAACCGGCAAAAUAGUAAAUUUUGCAACACGCAACGGAUACUGCAGAAUAUGUCAUCAUGCAGAUAAAACAGGGAAGACUCCAUCAACUCAUGACUGCCGUAAAAACUGGACGGGGAGUUCCAAAGCUAUGGAGCCAGACAUGUGCAUUAAAAUGCUAAAAGAUCUAGGCGAAAAGGAUGCUCGUGUUGGAACCAUCAUCAUGGACAAUGAUACAACCACCAUAGCAAGGGCAAGAACUGAGGUAAACCCAGCUUUGAAGAAACAAAGUGACAAAAAAUCACACACUGAAACAGUUUACGAACAAAUUGUAUGACUUGAAAAAGUGUAAAAAACUAUAAGGAACUAAAUCCUAAGACAAUAAGUCACUUAUCAAAGUGCUUCAGAUAUUGUGUCAGCCAAAAUCAACAUGACGUAGAUGGUAUGAGGAAAAACUUGUAGGCCAUAUCCAAACAUGUAUUUGGUGAUCACAGCGUGUGUGGAUCUUGGUGUGGGUAUCUUUCAUCACCGACAACAUACAAACCCCUUCAGUUGCCAUACCACCGCUAUCUAGCCGACGAAGGAGUGAAAGUUGAUCUGACAUCCAUAGUUGACUUUUACAUUUCACAGGCUGAGAGAUUGGUGGA
Saccostrea cuccullata (small rock oyster) is the source of this 718-nucleotide messenger RNA. RefSeq lists its product as uncharacterized. The transcript is spliced from 2 exons. Bases 7 to 408 code for a protein of 133 amino acids. NCBI's taxonomy places the organism in Eukaryota, Metazoa, Mollusca, Bivalvia, Ostreida, Ostreidae. The record is from RefSeq and is a predicted model, not a curated record.